AUAGCAGGUUGGACAGAUGUGCGGAGUCAAGAGCUGGUGUUGCCAUCCAAAUCCCGGAGAACAGGCACAGAAUCAUCAUGUAGAGCUUCAAAGCUGAAGAAUGAGAAUGCAGUGAUUGCAGUUGUUUAGAAUCAACCUCAAGCAGAUAGUAAGACUCUGUGAAACAUUGGGAAUAGCAUCAUUCUCUGGAGCUUGACGACAAUGGGAAUGUCAUCCAGACUGGAUUUGUUGUGGUGGAUUUGCUACUGGUGCAGCGGUUUAGUAACACUUGUCUGAUUGCAUUGCAGCGUGAGAAGAGCAAAGGGAUGCUGUGAAGCCAAAGCAUUUAUUUCCAGCCGCUGUCGUUGUAACAUUCGCACCUCAGAAAACAUGUAUGCCUUCUAUUCUCUGCUGGUGUACAUCUUCUACACCGUUUUCAAAAAGGAGGAGGAGGCAGCACUCGAGGGGGCGUGCGGAGAAUCCCCGGAGGAGCCUGGCCAUGUUUCCAUGGAAACAGAGAGCAAGGGGAAGGGUAGCCACACCCCCAGGUUGGGCAAAAGAGGGUGUGCAAGUCUGAGUGAUUCGAGCAGCAGUAGUGAUAGCGAUGGGAUGUCCCUCAGUGAUGAAGAUGAUGAAUUUGACGAAGGUCAUGGAUUACCUGCCAAAACACCAUUAACAGCUUUCCUGUCUUUCAAGCAAGAGGCAGAAAGGAGAAGAGCCACUAAUUCUCCAGCAGAACCAAAUGAAACGGUGACAGAGUCUCCAUUGCUGUCUGUGAUGUCACACCUCCUGAGUUUCCUGGAGCAAUAUUCCCACCUGCAACAGCUGCAGCAGCAGGCGGAUCAGUACCGUCUGCAGCUGCGCAGACACCGCGUCCAGCACCGGCGGAAAAUGAAGGCCCUGCGUGCCUCCUACCGCCAGCGCCUCAAAGACAAGAACAGUGUGAUUAACAGCCUGGAGGAAGUGAUUGCUCAGCAGCAGAGCCCAUCAUCUGAAAAUGAGGGUGACUGCAUGCUUCCUGCAGCGUCUCCGGUUGGGCUGCAUAAGUUGGUUCAGUCUCUUUGCGGGCUGCAAGUAGAGAAGAGUCAGCUGAGAGGAGAGCUGCGAUUGCUUCAUUCCAAGCUUGAGCAGAGAGAACGAGAUCGCCAUACUAACGUACAGGCUUUCCAACAGCAGAUUGAGGAGCUGAAGAGCUGUAUUGAAGAAAGAGAAGAGGAGCUGUCCAAACUCAGAGUUGCAUCGGGAGUAACAGACUCAGAAAAACGAGUGCUUUGCUUAUCAGCAGAGAAUGAUAGUUUGAAACACAGCCUCACAGUGACACAGGGUCUUCUGCAGCAGCUGUCAGUCAUCCCAUCCCAGUCCAGCUCCGUGCUCAUCAAGGAAAACGAGAACCUGCGCAGUCGCGUUCUGCAGCUGGAGAGUUCACUGCAGCAGCGGGCAGAGCAGCUGUCACGUCUGGAGCACCAGAGGGAGCAAAGCGACUGGAGAAAAGCAGAAGAGCUCAGGAGACGAGAGGAGAGCGUGAGAGAGCUGCGGCUCGAAUUGGACAAAGAACGCAACAAGGAGCCUGUGGUUAAAUAUGUUACCCAAACUGUGGAGGUAGAGUCACCUUCAACUCUACGCCAACUAUCCGAAGCCAGACAACAGAAUGAACAGCUUUCUGAGAAGCUAAGCAAUCAGAGAGAACGAUGCCGACAGUUGGAGGAGAACAUCAGGCAUUCAGAUGAAGUCAGCUGCAAUUUGCAACACAAGAUUGCUGCAUAUGAGAGGGAGAUUGGGACAUUAAGGGAGGAGCUGCUGAAGGAGAUUGGACAUCUUGAGGAAAAGAAAGAAGCGGCUGUAAAAGCGGCAGCUAACUGCUCUCAGGAGCAUCUCCAGAGCCUGCAGGAUCAGUUCACAACCCUCCAGAAGCGUCUGAGUGCUCUGCCUCCCACAUUACGCACCAUGAAGACUGAUUAUGCCAGCCUUCGCAGCCAGGUCCGCAACUUUUCUGACUUCUAUGAAACAGCUAUCAAAGAAGCCAAGAAACAGAUUAUGGCAGCUAUAAAUGAGAUGUCAGAGGCCAACAAAGACCUUUUGGAAAAAUACAGAAAGGAGGUAGCUCUCCGUAGGAAGUACCACGAGCAGCUGGUUGAGCUUAAAGGUAAUAUCCGUGUGCUGUGCCGUGUAAAGCCAGUACUGAAGGAAGAUCAACAUGAAGAAGGCCAAGCAGUAGUUGUGACAACAGACCCCAAUAAUGAAUCUGCACUCACAGUUUUAAGCAAAGGAAAGGCUAAAAACUUUGAGCUGGAUAAAGUCUUCCACCCUCAGGCCACUCAAGAAGAGGUGUUCCAGGAAAUUGAGCCACUCAUCACAUCCUGUAUAGAUGGAUAUCACGUUUGCAUCUUUGCUUAUGGCCAGACAGGAUCUGGCAAGACCUAUUCUAUGGAGGGAACCGUUGAGAACCCCGGCAUCAACCAACGAGCCCUGAAACACCUGUUCAAUGAGAUUGAGGAAAGAAAAGACAUGUGGACAUACACCGUCAGUGUCAGCUCGGUGGAAAUUUACAACGAGGUCCUGAGAGAUCUGCUCAGUAAGGAUGGAGAGAAACUUGACAUCAAGAUCAACCCUGAUGGGACAGGUCAGCUUCAUGUGCCAGGACUCAGGGUCAUGGAGGUCAAAAGCUUCCAGCAUAUCAAGAAAAUUUUGGCCAUAGCUCGAAAGAACAGGAUUACAUUUGGAACACAGAUGAACCAGCAUAGCUCUCGAUCUCAUGCCUUGCUCACUGUGACUGUGCUGGGCACAGACCUUGCCAGUGGAGCCAAAACCACAGGCAAGCUGAAUCUCGUGGAUUUGGCUGGUUCUGAGAGGGUGUGGAAGUCUGGGGCAGAGGGGGAGAGACUGAAGGAAGCCCAGAAUAUCAACCGCUCACUGCUGGCUCUAGGAGAUGUGAUCCAGGCCUUGAAGGCCCACCAGACUCACAUACCCUUCAGGAACUCACGACUCACCUACCUGCUGCAGGACUCACUGGGAAAAGGCAACAAAACCGCCAUGGUUGUUCAGGUUUCUUCUCUUGAGAGCAAUGUUGGAGAGACCCUGUGCUCGCUAAAAUUCGCCCAGCGAGUGUGUAAGGUGGAGCUAGGCCCUGCUGCAAGAAAAAUUGAGACGGGGGGACAUAACGAAAGCAAAAAUUAAUGCAUACCAUCAACCCUCACAAGUAAACACCAGAAAUGGCAUCAACUCAAGCCUUGCACUUUUCCAAUCCUACUCAAGGGCUACAGUUCUGGUAACAUCUGUGAUGCCACAUAAGUUCCAGUUUCUUCCUGCUACUUAGCAAUGGCAUUUCUCCACCAGCUGAUCUGCAUGUCAAAGUCUCACCACCACCACCAAUAUCUAGACAAGCUCUCUGUCACCAUAAGUUCAAAAUAUCACAGAACAUUCUCCACAGGGAAGACUGGUGAGGAUAUUUCAGUAAAUCUUGCUAAAAAACACUUUGUG
Molecule: messenger RNA, 3456 nt
Organism: Sinocyclocheilus grahami
Lineage: Eukaryota; Metazoa; Chordata; Actinopteri; Cypriniformes; Cyprinidae
Product: kinesin-like protein KIFC3
Exons: 19
Coding region: 370-3153 (927 amino acids)
Biological process (GO): microtubule-based movement
Cellular component (GO): microtubule cytoskeleton
Molecular function (GO): ATP binding; microtubule motor activity; microtubule binding
Source: RefSeq, a predicted model, not a curated record